GCACGUGAGAUAAUGCUAGCUAGCGAUCUAGAAACCGCCGUCGCAGGAAAAUCGUUCUCAGACAAAGAGGUGGAAUAUCUUUUGCUUGAGUUACACAACCUGCAGCUAAAGUCGUCCUUUACAAAUGGGUCAGACACUUCAGCGGAAAAUGUGAAACGCUCAUUGGAAAAACAGCAUGAAGAAAGGAAAAACCAAUUCAUAAUGGGUGAUCGAUUGAGAUCUGCGAUUGCAAUCAUGACGAAAGAAAAUUUGGAGCUAAAAAGAUACAUUUCUGCUUUGCAGGAUGAAUUGUAUGGCACAAGGAUGGCAGCUAAGUACCUAUACAAGGAACUCACAGGUCGGAUUCAACAGAUCCAGCUCUUAUGCCAGAAAAUUGAUGGACCCCAGUACGAACGAUUAUGGAACACUCUUGAAUCAGAAAUACUUCUUUGCAGACACAAGACAGUCAAUCGCACUUGCAGGGGACGACUAAAUCCACCUCCAGGUGAUUUAAUUCGAAAUUCUUUGGCUCUUUUUGAUACCGCAGGUAAGGAGGUGUGCAAUCGAGUGCGGCACGCAACUGUGUAUCGUUCGCCCAGCGACGAGUUGGGCAUUUCCAUUACCGGAGGCCUCGAGUAUGGCGUGCCCAUUCUCAUCUCCGAGAUCAUUCCCGAUCGAAUAGUGCAAAGGAGUGGUGAAUUUUAUGUUGGUGAUGCUAUUCUCGCUGUCAAUGGCAACGAUCUGCGUGACAAGCGACAUCAUGAAGCUGCAGAAAUUUUGGCUGCUCAACAGGGAAAAAUGGAAUUUGAUCUUCUCUUCCUUCAUGACGAUUCGAUGGAGGAGAUGGGCCAAAUUUGUACCGAUUCUCAGGGCAAUAGGUUUCGACUCUACGACGAGACGAGAGUUCUUCCCAGUCGUUUCCUCUUUCAAGUCACUCAGCAGUUGAAGGAGGCACAAACAAUGUCCAAUCAUCGGACACCUGAACAGCGUCCAAUUAUGGAGGAAGUGGCCGAGUAUCGCCGUUACCUAGAGAAUCGUGAUGUUAUCUGUCACAAGAUUGUUAAGUCUACGAAGUCAUCCCCAAGGCGACGCAGUAGUCAUGACGACUUCAUGAGCAUAUACGAGAGCUACCUCUGGCGGCCCAACGGUCUGGAGAGGGGACCAGGUCGUGGUGGAACACCGCCACCGGGCGCAGAGAAACUGAAUGGGAUGCCUCUGCCACAGAUACUCGCUUCUCAAACGGUGUCCACACCUUCGGCUCUUCCUUAG
Hydatigera taeniaeformis is the source of this 1248-nucleotide messenger RNA. The record is from the annotation of a GenBank genome assembly. Lineage: Eukaryota; Metazoa; Platyhelminthes; Cestoda; Cyclophyllidea; Taeniidae.